Molecule: messenger RNA, 885 nt
Organism: Aspergillus homomorphus CBS 101889
Lineage: Eukaryota; Fungi; Ascomycota; Eurotiomycetes; Eurotiales; Aspergillaceae
Product: 1-(5-phosphoribosyl)-5- ((5-phosphoribosylamino)methylideneamino)imidazole-4-carboxamide isomerase HIS6
Exons: 3
Coding region: 36-806 (256 amino acids)
Biological process (GO): L-histidine biosynthetic process; L-tryptophan biosynthetic process
Cellular component (GO): cytoplasm
Molecular function (GO): 1-(5-phosphoribosyl)-5-[(5-phosphoribosylamino)methylideneamino]imidazole-4-carboxamide isomerase activity
Source: RefSeq, a predicted model, not a curated record
CAAGAAGGCAUUGAACGGGCAUUAAACUAGACAAUAUGACCAAAUUCCGGCCUUGCAUCGACCUUCACUCAGGGCAAGUCAAGCAGAUUGUGGGCGGAACUUUAAGCAAUGUUGCCACGGAUCUGAAGACGAAUUAUGUCUCCAAGCUCCCGGCCAGUUACUAUGCUGAGUUGUACCGGAAGCACGAUUUGCAUGGCGGGCACGUCGUCAUGCUGGGCCCAGGCAACGAUGAAGCAGCGCACGAAGCACUUCGAGCAUGGCCGAAUGGUCUGCAAGUGGCUGGAGGUAUCACCGAUAAGAACGCUCAGUACUGGAUCGACCAGGGUGCCGAGAAGGUAAUCAUCACUUCAUUCCUCUUCCCUGAGGGCAAGUUCUCAAAGGACCGACUCGAAUCGGUUCUUUAUGCCCUGGGAGGUGAUCGAUCAAAGCUGGUCUUGGAUCUGAGUUGCCGUAGAAAGGACAACACAUGGUUCGUAGCCAUGAACCGCUGGCAGACUAUCACUGAGAUGGAGAUCAACCAAGAAUCAAUCUCAUUGCUGGAGCCUUAUUGCUCUGAGUUCCUCAUCCACGCCGCAGAUGUAGAGGGGCUGCAGCAGGGUGUAGAUGAAGAGCUUAUUGCCAGACUAGCCCAGUGGUGCACGAUUCCCGUCACCUAUGCCGGUGGUGCUCGCAGUUUGCAGGAUCUGGAAAUGGUUCACGCCAACAGUCAGGGGAAGGUUGAUUUGACCAUUGGAAGUGCUUUGGAUAUCUUUGGCGGCUCUGGGGUAACUUUUGAUGAAUGUAUAGAAUGGAACAAGACGCAUUAGAUUGGUCUUCAUUGAGCAUGCUUUCAAUCCUUGAUGGCAGAGCUCAGGCCUGGGUGUGCCAUGUAUGUACAUAAAACGG